UACAAAAGUUGGAUCUUUCGAGAGAGGCGUGCUUUGCCAAGCGUCCGAGGGCACCGAAUCCGACGCUCGUAUGGACGCGACAGACUUUGACAUUGAUGACGACGUCGAGAUCGACCUCGAGAAGCUCCCGCCGGACGAGCGCGAGGCCAUCAUGUCUCGGGUGACGCCCGACGACAGCACGCCGGUGGACGCCUUCUCGCUCGGCCAAAACGACCUUCGGCGCGAGCUCAUUGACCGCGGGAUUCAGCCCAAAGGCUUCUUCAACGACGACGCCGCGCGGCUCCAAGAAGAAUUCAACUCGGAGCACAGCGCGGAGCGCGACUCGCGCAUGAAGCAAAAGAUUCAAACGGCGGCGCGCAACUACCUGCGCGAAACCAUCAAGCGCAAGCGGCAACAGCGCGAGACCGAGCUCAGCGAAGAGAUCGCCGAGAUCGCCAACAACCCCAAGCUCGAAGUCUGGCUGGACCUUGUCAAGGCCAAUACAACGCCGAUGGAAGCCCAAUUUCGCGUCAACUCGGUCGCUACCCGCGCCCUCUCCAAAGUGUUGCCGUUCAAUUUGAGUUUGCGCGCGCUCAAUCUGAGCGGCAACCAGCUCGACGACAUGGCUGGAAAAGCCAUUGCAAACGUUUUGCGGCGCAACACAUCUCUGCAAAAGCUUGAAGCCGAAAGCAACAACUUUGGCCCGAUGACCAUGAAGGAGCUUGCGGCGGCGCUCGCGGUGAACGAAGGUCUCACGUCCUUGAGCUUGGAGAGCAAUCCACUGACGGCGGACGAGACCGACUUUUCGGGCAUUGCUGCAUUCGGCGCGAUGCUCGCCAAAAAUGCGACGCUGACGAGCGUGAACCUCUGGCGCACGCGCUUGGGCGUCGAGGGAGGCAAGGCGCUCGUGAAAGGCCUCUACAACAACAGCAGUGUUCUCUGCCUCGACGUUGGCAACAACAAGAUUGCGCUCUCGGACGCCAACUUGAUUUCCAAGCGCCUCACCGAAAACAUUGACGCGGCCGACGUCGUCCAGCGCAAGCGCGGGCUCAUGAAGAAAGGGCAAAUGAACGCUGCGGAGCGUGAGCGCAAGCGCAACGAAGACCGCAAAAAGCAAGAAGAACAUGAGCAAUGGCUGGACGACCGCGCCAAGGAGCGGUCGAGUGACCGCGAAAGAAUGGAGGCCGAACGCCAGCGCCAAGCGCGAGAAGACGACGACCGCAUGCGCCAAAUGGCGUGGCGAAAGCAAGCCGAGUUCCAAGCCAAGCUCGAGCUCGAGAAGAAGAAGAAGACCAAGGGGAAAAAGAAAAAGUAAAUAAUUGCUCAACAA
Molecule: messenger RNA, 1309 nt
Organism: Saprolegnia diclina VS20
Lineage: Eukaryota; Oomycota; Saprolegniomycetes; Saprolegniales; Saprolegniaceae
Exons: 7
Coding region: 71-1294 (407 amino acids)
Molecular function (GO): protein binding
Source: RefSeq, a predicted model, not a curated record